Lycium barbarum (goji berry) is the source of this 1822-nucleotide messenger RNA. RefSeq names its product disease resistance protein RPV1-like. The record is from RefSeq and is a predicted model, not a curated record. The transcript is spliced from 3 exons. NCBI's taxonomy places the organism in Eukaryota, Viridiplantae, Streptophyta, Magnoliopsida, Solanales, Solanaceae. Gene Ontology annotation, molecular function: ADP binding. The coding region runs from base 148 to 1470 and encodes 440 amino acids. Gene Ontology annotation, biological process: signal transduction; defense response.
AAAGUCUUCGUUAAGGCAAUUAACACAGAAAGAGCUUAGAAGAUGAGAAUUAGCAAUAAAUUCACACACACACACACACACAAAAAAGUUACAAACAUUUUGUUCACAAGAACUAGACCUUACUCAGCUUAAUCAAUAUUUUUCAUUAUGGCAGGGGGGUCACAAGAAUCUCAUUCUCACAUUCAACUUAGCACUACUUAUGAUGUUUUCUUGAGCUUUAGAGGUGAAGAUACUCGAAAAACGUUCACGAAUAAUCUGUAUACAAGGCUGUGUCAGUUUGGAGUGAACACAUUUAGGGACGAUGAUGAGCUUAGAAGAGGCAGGGAAAUUGCAUCUGAGCUUCUCAAAGCAAUUCAAGAAUCAAGAAUUUCCAUUAUUAUUUUCUCAGAAAACUAUGCUUCUUCAAGAUGGUGUCUUGAUGAGUUGGUUAAAAUAGUUGAAUGUAAGGAAAAAACGAAGCAGUUGGUGUUUCCUGUUUUUUAUUAUGUUGAUCCUAGUGAAGUUAGGGAACAAACUGGGAAUUUUGGGAAAGAAUUGGAAAGACAUGAAGAACGUUUUGGUUUGGAGAAGGUAGAGACCUGGAGAAGUGCACUGAGUGAAGCUUAUCAGGAUGGCAUUUGGAAAAUACUUCAAUUGAUCAAGGAUAUAAAAAUACCUAUGACUUAUUUUAGACCGUGUGAAUCAAGAUUUAUUCAGAAAAUUAUUGAGGUGAUCUUAUGGGAAUUGAAUCGCAAAUAUCUCGAUGUUGCCAAGUACCCGAUUGGAAUUGAUUCUCGAGUUAAACAUUUAUAUUCUUUAUUAUUCAAAAGGCAAGAUGAUGUUAGCUUCAUUGGGAUCUAUGGAGCUGGAGGAAUAGGCAAAACAACUAUUGCUAAAGCAAUCUUCAACCAGAUUUUUCAGCAAUUUGAAGGUUGUUGCUUUCUAGCUAAUGUUAGAGCAGAAGCUUCAAAGAAACAUGAUGGUCUAGUAACCUUACAAGAGGAGCUUCUUUGUGAAACUCUUGGAAGUACUAAUUUUAUAGUUGACAAUGUGAAUAGUGGAGUUGAUCUGAUCAAAGAGAGACUUGGUUCAAAGAAAGUUCUCAUUGUCCUUGACGAUGUUGAUCAUAAAAGCCAAUUAGAACCAUUAGCGGGAGCUCGAGAUUGGUUUGGAUCGGGUAGUCAAGUUAUUAUAACUACUAGGGAUGAAAUUUUGCUGAAUACCAUGGAAGUGGAUGAGAAAUACAAGGCCACAGAGUUGAACAAUGAUGAGUCUUUGCACCUCUUUAGUUGGCAUGCCUUUGAAAAUCCAGUCCCAUCGAGAGAUUACAGAGAGAUUUCCAAAGAUAUUGUAGCUUAUAUAGGAGGCCUUCCCUCAGCACUUAUAGCUAUGGGUUCUUCAUUAUUUGGUAAACACAAACCAGUUUGGAGAAGUACUUUUGACAAAUUAAAGAGGUUUCCCCGUGAUGAGUAUUGGAGAAAGUUGAGAUAAGUACCAAUUAGCUUUGUGAUUCUUGAAGGUUACAAUUCUUGAAGACCUCAAGUCCCUUCUGCUCAGUUGGAACUGCAAUUUCUUGAUUGAUACUGCUAACUGUGAAUGAAUUCAUGAGAUUGAAUACAUGGGAAGCCCAACACAUUCUUACUAGAGAAACAAUGGAUGAGCCUAGCUAGCACAAAGAUUGUCUUUUGAAGAAAAUGUAAUGUUCUCAGGUGACAAGGAAAGAAGUUUCUUUUGUAUUCAUCCUUCCACUAUCUAUUUUUGAUAAAAUUGUACAUCCAUAUAGAUGUUUUACUACAAAGUCAAUGAUGCCUAACAGACCAUGUCAUUUUUGUUUGCUAUGCCU